Molecule: messenger RNA, 1894 nt
Organism: Ochlerotatus camptorhynchus
Lineage: Eukaryota; Metazoa; Arthropoda; Insecta; Diptera; Culicidae
Product: lysosome-associated membrane glycoprotein 1-like
Exons: 4
Coding region: 284-1228 (314 amino acids)
Biological process (GO): establishment of protein localization to organelle
Cellular component (GO): lysosomal membrane; plasma membrane; late endosome membrane
Source: RefSeq, a predicted model, not a curated record
CAAGACAGCAAGACUACUCUGUAUUAUUUAUCAAUCAGUCGCAGUUCGCGGUAGGUAAACGGUGUCGAAACUUCUCCGCUCAUCUUUCCAUAAUCCGUUGGUGCUGUGUGCUUCGCGGAUUCAGUACAAAAGUGAAAAGAACGGAAACCUUAUUGGCUGCCUGUGAUCUCUAUCUACUGUGAAUUAUUCUUGGUGAAAUCAUCCGACUGGAAACUCGUUUCCUCUUCAUUAUUAUUGGUGGCUAAAGUUUGGAAUAAGUGAGAACACAAAGCUAGAAAACAAGAUGAAGGCGUUGCAAACCUGUGUGCUCCUGCUAGUGGCCGGAUUGGUGAUAUGCAGUGCUCAAAAUGAUCCAGAUACUCCUGCCCCUAUCCCAGACAGCACAACGACAACGAGCGAACCUCCUGCAACAACAACAACAACAACAACGACGACUGCUAGCCCAUCGACAUCUACAAGUACAACAGAGCCACCACCAACUACUACAACACUCGCACCGACAACUACUGCUGCGCCUACAACAACUAGCACUACUGAGCCUCCGAAGCCAACGCCGGUGCCAGAGCCCGAAGUAGGCAGCUGGACCUACACCAAUGCUACCACCAAUCAGACCUGCGUGCUGACCCAGAUGGCCCUGCAGUUGAACGUCACCUAUCAGGAUGCCGCUGAUAAGCCAGCUCAUGCCCUGUACGACGUCCCGAAGAACGCUCAAGUCGUCAACGGUUCCUGCGGCAGCGAAUCCCAGUUCAUCGUGCUCCGGUGGGGCCCUGAAUCGACCGUGCCAAGCCUCCUUCAGGUCAGCUUCAUGCUAAACACCACCGAGCACGAGUUUUCCCUGGCCGGACUGGACUUCACCCUGGUGGUCUACGGCGAACAGUUCCCCAAUGCUAAGGACAACCAAACCAUCCGGCUAGUCAAUGCUCAGACCUUGUUCAAGACCCCGACGGACAUGUCCUACCACUGCAACCGUCCCCAGCAGCUGAACCUGACCUCGGUUGAUCCUACCGGAUACAACUCGACCGUCACCGUAUCCAAGCUGCAGUUCGAGGCGUUCCACAACAAACACAACGCCAAGUUCUCGAUUGCCAAGGACUGCGAUGCCAUCGAUACACCCGACAUCGUCCCGAUUGCCGUCGGUUGUGCCCUGAUCCUGCUGAUUGUGAUCGUCCUGAUCGCCUAUCUGGCCGGACGCCGCAGCACCCGGUCCCGAGGAUACCUGAGCAUGUAAAGUGUGAACGUAAGUACAUCUACCUUCCACGAAUGCUCUUCUGAUCUGAAACAUCCGAAAUCUACUGCAACAGCUCGCCGCGAACGAUGCCAUCUAUUAAGAAAACAUAAGCUGAAUAUUAGUUAAAAAAAACCACAAUUUUGCGGUCUGAUCCAAAAACCAAGCGGGGAGCAUUCAGAACUGAUAAAAAACGGUGCGAUUGGAGAUUUCGUAGCAGUACCACAAAUACUGUUCAACAUAACUGUUGUUGGUGAUACAUUUUUUCGUCUCGUGUUUCGUUCUUUAUCCAGCUCACACAAAGAAAAUCCAUGCAAAAAAGGAAAGAAAAACAUCCAAAACUAUCUUUAACAUUCUCCAAACUAAAUGGAUAACUCUAGAUCGCAAGGAAAAGUGAAUUCUUAGCAUUGCAGUUACGUUUCUCACCGUGAUCUACAGAAACCAAAAUCCGGCAAUCUAAGAUUAACCGAACAAACAAAUAAAAAUGUGUAGAUCAAAUUAAAACAUUUAAAAACGAUCCCGAAGGGUCGACGGUUUUGUAUAAGGAACAGAGAACAACAAUUUGAAAGACAGAAUAAGAAAGAGAAAACUUGUUUAUAAUAUACCUUUCUGUAGUUGGUUAGAGUAAUUUUUAUGAAUCAAUAAAUAAAAAGUUGAUCGGUGAAAAAC